This is a messenger RNA of Oryza sativa Japonica Group (Japanese rice), 4202 nucleotides long. Its product is annotated as aluminum-activated malate transporter 9. Gene Ontology annotation, biological process: malate transport. The record is from RefSeq and is a predicted model, not a curated record. Gene Ontology annotation, cellular component: plant-type vacuole membrane. NCBI's taxonomy places the organism in Eukaryota, Viridiplantae, Streptophyta, Magnoliopsida, Poales, Poaceae.
UGCUUCAUCUUCUUUGGGUUUCUUCGCAGUAAAAGUGGAUAUGCUUUUCGAUGGUUUUUGUGCUGGUCCUACUGUUCACUAGCCUUUUAGGUUUGUUCUAAAUUAGACAUUUUCAAAAUUUGAUAUCAAGUUAAUAGAAAAAUAUAGUAUCAUUUUUAACACAAAAUAGAUAUAGUGGAUGGAAUAAAUGUAAUUUUGGUGUUAUAGUUUUUAUAGUUUUUGUUAUGUUUUUGCUCGCUCAGCCUCCUUGUUGAAAUUUUGAUAUUAAGGAAGCCAUAAUUUGCAAUAGGAGCUCUAAGGAGCUAGGCUUAGUGAUGUGCUUUCUGUGGUCAUUUCAAUGACUCAAUUGGUUGGCUCGACUGAUCUCACCACUUCUCCUAGGACCGCAAUGACAAUCAUAAUUAAAUUUGAACAAAAAUUAACUUACGAUAAAAUAACUUAUAAUAUGAAAUAGGAGUAUUCAUCUGCAGAAAUGUUUUCACUGUCUUAAAAUGCUUAACGAACCACUAUAUUUUCGAAGCAACUCCUUCGACAUAAAGUUAGAAGAACACAAGUCCCUAACUGUCACCAUUGACCGUUGGCCUAGGCAGUGGCUUGGCUGUCGCCAUUUGCCAUCUCGCGAUGCUACUUGAUGUCACACACUGUGAAGCUAAGGUAGCCCUAGUUGUUCCUUCUUAGGAUACACUUCUAUUCUGGACGUUUAACUAUUUGUUACUUUCAACCAAACAAGUACAAUCUCAUUAACAAUAUACUCUCUCACAAAGUGACAGAUUAUUUGCCACUCACGAUCCUCUGAAGUGGCAAAGGUUAAAAAAAAAUAUCUCUUCCUCGUCUCAACUCUCAACCUAUAUAUCUUCCCACUCCUACCUUACGUUAGAAUCCAAUCUUAGUUUGUCGUCUAGGAAGAAGGUUUUGGUUGACUAAAAUGAGAAAUGCCAUGGUUAUUGUAGUUGGUGGGCACAGGUUAAACAUUGGGAGUUCAACGAAUUAGUGUACAGAGAAGAGGCAUAUGGAGGUUGAACAUGUUACAAGAAACCAAUGAUAAUAUCAGUUGCCUAAAAAAAAGCUAUAAAAAAGAAAAAAAAAUGAGGAGAUGAAGAUAAGGGUAAAUUUAUCCUAGUAAGUUGAUUAGUACAACCUAUAGUUAUUAAUGCUAAUCUACUCAUGAAACAUUGGUGGUGUUAUACUGGAGUUGUGCUGUGCACGACUUCAUUUAAUAAGUGUUCAAAUCCUUAUACCUAUUAAUAUGAUAUAUACAUGUUGAUACGUUUUAAAUUGAAUUUUAGUGGGGAUAGGAAUUUGUCAAGUCUUUACGUGUUAAGGAACGAAUUCAUCCUGAGGUAUGUCGUGUGUGCGCAGGCCUUUUUUUUUUUCCGUGUAAUGAAAACAAAAACACUAAUAUACUCGGCUCAGGAGCUGACUGUUAAUUCUAGUGGUACUUGAACAGCGAUAUGGUUUUGUCUGACCAAACACCAGAGUAAUUAAAAGCGACUUAUACUUUAGAUAUAUAAAAAUAAAAAAUAUAGUACUCCCUCUGUCCCUAAAUAUUUGACGUUAUUGACUUUUUUAAACAUGAUUGACCGUUUGUCUUAUUUAAAUACUUUUGUGAAAUAUGUAAAACUAUAUGUAUAAAAAAAAUAAUAAAUACUUAAAAUUUUUAAAUAAGACGUACGAUCAAAUACAAAGGGAGUAGUAGACAUGGAAGUCAUGAUCCAUGGAAAAACAAGUCCUGAACGGAUUCGGUUCCAGUGCAGUGGCCACUGUGACUGCAAGUUAAGCAGUCGCAGGAGCAUCAUUGGAUUUAAAACAGAUGGCUCAUAUGCCUCUUAGUACUGUAGCAUUUUUUAUAUGAAAAUUGUACGGUUCUGAUUUUAUUGUAGUAAACAAUUUGGACCAUUGGAUCAAUAAAUAUAGGGCUUAGAUUGUGUGCAGUCACAAUACCAACUGCUUUGGAUCUCAAUUCGUCCUGAACCCAUUCGCUACGAAAAAAAAAAAAAGAAAACCGGCAAAAUCUCCGUGUGCCACGGCCAUACUCCUCGAUACAACUGCUCUACGGGCAGAGACAAGCCAGUGUGCGCGCGAGCCGCGGCAACCGCCAGCUUUCCGGGACACGCACACUACUCCACUAGUACACUAGUGCCCCCCCGGCCCCACACGAGAUUGAGAUUCCAUCGUCAGCCACCGACCGAAUCCUUCGCCGCGGGAACCUUCUAGAGCGUUCCGGAUCCACCGGCCAUGGCGGCCGCGGGGAGCGCGGGGUCCUCGCCGCCGCCGCCGCCGGGGCAGCUGGGGACGCUGUGGUCGACGCUGGAGGACCAGCGCGGCGGGGCGCGGGAGGUGCCCCUGCUGUCGUCGGCGUGGGGCCUGCCGGGCGGCGGGAGGGGCGGGGACGGGGGCGGGGGCGGGGAAGGGGGUGGGUGGAAGGAGGGCUUGGUCCGGCGUGCCGGCGCCGCGGCGGCGCGCGUGUGGGGCGCCGUGCGCGGCGCGGCGGAGGAGCUGUGGGCGUUCGCGCGGGCCGACCCGCGGAAGGCCGUGUUCGCGGCCAAGGUCGGCCUGGCGCUGGCGCUCAUCUCGCUGCUGGUGUUCCUCCGUGAGCCCCGCGACAUCGUCAGCCACUCCGUCUGGGCCAUCCUCACCGUCGUCGUCGUCUUCGAGUUCAGCAUCGGUGCAACAUUUAGCAAAGGUUUUAAUAGGGGAUUGGGUACCCUUACCGCUGGAGGGCUUGCGCUAGCAGUCGCCGAAUUGUCCAAACACCUGGGAAAGCUGGAGGAAGUAAUUCUUAUAAUUAGCAUAUUUAUUGUUGCUUUUUUCACAACCUUGACGAAACUGCAUCCAAAAAUGAAGGCCUAUGAGUAUGGGUUCCGCGUAUUCUUGUUGACAUUCUGCUAUGUCAUGGUUUCUGGGUACAACACAGGGAAGUUCACUGAUACGGCUGUGAGUAGAUUUAUAUUAAUUGCUAUUGGUGCUGCUGUCAGUCUAGGAAUCAAUGUAGGUAUUUACCCAAUAUGGGCUGGACAAGAUUUGCACAAUUUGGUUGCAAAAAACUUCAUUGGUGUUGCAAAAUCCUUGGAAGGUUGCGUUGAUGGAUAUUUGAAAUGCAUGGAGUAUGAAAGGAUUCCUUCGAAAAUACUUGUAUAUCAAGCAUCUGAUGAUCCUCUAUAUAGUGGCUAUAGGGCAGCAGUUGAGGCAUCAGCACAAGAGGAAACUCUGUUGGGUUUUGCUAUAUGGGAGCCACCCCAUGGCGCUUACAAAAUGAUGAAGUACCCCUGGAGGAAUUUCACCAAAGUUGGUGGGGCAUUGAGGCAUUGCUCCUUUGCAGUCAUGGCAUUGCAUGGCUGUAUUCUUUCCGAAAUUCAGGCACCACCAGAAAGCAGAAAGGUUUUUAGUGCAGAAAUUCAGAGAGUUGGUAUAGAAGGUGCAAAAGUGUUGCGCGAGCUUGGAGACAAAGUCAAGACAAUGACCAAAUUGAGCUCUUCAGAUAUUCUAGCAGAAGUCCACUUGGCUGCUGAACAGUUGCAAAAAAGGAUUGAUGAGAAGUCGUACCUUCUUGUGAAUACUGAAAGAUGGGACACUAGCAAGCAAGCCGAAGGUAUCAAAGAAGUUCUGAAUGGCACUGGCAUUAUGGGAAAGGAAAACAAGAUCGAAGUGAAGGAGCCUACAAUUGUUGAACAAACUACAGCGCAUCAUUCAAAAAGCUUUGCUGUUAAUUCAUUUCUGAGCAGACAUGAUUCAUCAUCAACUGUAGAUUUCAAGUUACUGUCUUGGCCUGCUCGAAGAUCAUUCCAUCCAAAUCUGCCACUUGAAGACGAGGAAACAAAAACAUAUGAAAGUGCAAGUGCUCUGUCCUUGGCCACAUUUGCCUCCCUUCUAAUCGAGUUUGUUGCCCGACUACAGAACGUUGUUAAUGCAUUUCAAGAGUUGAGUGAUAAGGCUAACUUCAAAGAGCCUGUGCAGGAGCCUGUUGCAGUUAGUACUAGUGAUGGCGGCUUUCUCCAUAAAAUAUGCAAAUUCGUCGGAAUCAAGAGUUAACAUCGCAAAUGACCCUACUAGUUUCAUCUGAAACCUUGUUAUUCUUUUUUUUUUUUCAAUACAGUUUUGUUUAAGAAUUACGAACCACGAAAUGUGUAUAAAUUCUACACUUGUGUAUAUGCAAUGAGAAUAUUGCGAGCUUUAUUUUUGAAUGGAGCUCCAGUUUGCUACCA